This is a messenger RNA of Pseudo-nitzschia multistriata, 3427 nucleotides long. The record is from the annotation of a GenBank genome assembly. Lineage: Eukaryota; Bacillariophyta; Bacillariophyceae; Bacillariales; Bacillariaceae.
UGUCACCGAUCCAUCCGUUGAGAAACAGAAGAAGUGUCUCAUCUAAAAAUAUUUUAGAAAACAACUGUCCAUAUCUUGGACAUGCGUGUGCACCUCGAGGGUACAAAAGCUGCAAAAUUACUAACAGAAUAGAAAGGUCAUCAGCCGAAAUCCAUCCCACAUACGUUGACGGUCGUUUUCUCUAGUACAAGCAUUGCAUUCCGCGUUAGGAAAGAAGGGUAUUCUGUUUUGCUUUGUUGCAGGAACCUAGCAUUGUUAGCAAACCACAUCGAGGAAGAACAUACUCCUCGUCGAAAACAAUCGAAACCAUGGUUGACAUUACGACUGGUAGUGUAGACGAUGGCAUAGCUACGCCGCCGUCCGUAGAAGAAGACACAGCGGCUCCGAAGGAUUCAACACCUCCGGUGCUCCGAUCGGAUAAUUCUCACACGAAUUCUACUAAGGCGAGUAAGAAAUCGACGGGAAGCGCAAAUAGCAGCGGAAGCGACAGGAACGGAUACCCCUCCCAAAUCGUCUACAAUUCUAAUCCGGUGCCGAACGGGCAUGGUCAUCGCAUCAGAAUGCAGCCACCACCGGGUUCACCUGGAUCUUAUCAAUUGAAUGAUGGGACGGCGGCGGGGUACCCUCCCCAUCCUAUGCAUGCCUAUCAAUUGUCGUCGUCUCCGAUUGUCAUAACCACCCAGGCACCUAGCGGGAUAUCGUUUUCACCCAGUGGUGGAAAUUAUCCACCGCAUAUGAUGAAUCCACACCAGGGAGGGCUUCCCCCCACUCCUCCGACACUACCGUACCAGCAGAGGCAAGAUUUGAAUAGCAGCGGUAAUGGAUCUCGCAACCCAAACGGCAACUUGGGUAGGAGUACCCACCGUCGGUCAAACUCAUACAACGGGCCACAAGGCAGUUCUUCGUUUUUUUCGCCUCAGGGAAGCGGUGCUCCACCGCUGCCGAGACGAUCCGGCUCAAAGGCGGGCGCCUCCACCGGAGGUCGACAACGCGCAAACAGCGAGGAUUUUUCUCCGGUUGCGGAGGUUCGCAAAUUGACCGGGACCGGUGCUGGCGUUCGUCCACCGGUUUCCCCGGGUCAUCGGGGGAGCGGAUCCAGUCGUCACAAUCGUGCGAAGAGUGAAGAUUGGCAAAUGCAUAUGUCGUAUCCGGGCCCGAUGUUUCCAACGUCAUUCACUGGCGGAAGCAGCAGUCCGCUGGAACAACACUCGCAGCGGAAUUAUUCCUACCAAAACCAGCAGCCGCAGCCUAUGAUCUAUAAUCGAGGUGUCUACAUGGGAGACAGUGGUGAUGAUAGUAUUUCGGGAUCGGUUCGCAGCAUCCGAAAUUCGAAAGAAACGAUUGGUGACGAUGGCAGUGAAGGCGGAGGCGAAGCAGUAUUUUUGUUGAACAAAAAUAGCAGCCGCAAGGCCUCGCGUCGGGGAGGAUCACGUACGAAGAGAAGACACAUGCGGCAACAUUCUGCCCAGCUUUUCAUGGAAGAAGUUAAGGGUACCGAACAGUUACCUUCUUGCCGUGACAUUAUUUUUUUGCUACUUUUUGUCUUUCAUCUGUUGGGCAUCGUUUAUCUUGGAAGAACGUACGGGAACGAAGCGCUUCUUAUUCACGAUGAGUCUCUAGAGGAAAGUGAGUCCUCCGUGACAAUCAUUUUGAUGAAUAUGAUUUAUCUUGCCGGCUUGAGUGGAGUGUUUGCGAUGGUCGUCUCAGGAUUGACACUUUUGUUGAUGGCAACCAUUGCAAAUAAGAUUGUACAAAUUGCAAUUAUCCUAUCGAUUACCUUCAGUUUUCUUUGGGGUACGAUGGGCGUAGGUCUCACCCCGAAAAAGAUUGUUCCAAUUACUGGGAUUAUUGCUCUAGGGCUGAGUGUAGCAUACGCAUUUAUUGUUUGGGAUCGAAUUCCAUUCGCAGCAGCCAACCUGAACGCUGGGCUAUCAGGUAUUUUGGCCAAUCCUGGUGCAAUCUUUGUGUCCUUUAUCUUUCAAAUUUUGUCGCUGGGAUGGUCGGUGUACUACAUCUUUGUAGGUUUUGGAGUCUACGAUGCCAUCCAAGAGGGAGAAAUCGACGAAUCAUUUGAAGGCGCUGGAUAUGUUUACUUCUGCCUCCUCGGAAUAUCAUACUAUUGGACCUUGAACGUCUUCUUGGUGAGUUUCAUUGUUUUGGUUGAAAAAUUAAUCCUGUGAUAUUUAUGAAACCUUGUGAACAAUGGACUCACAAAAUAUCUUUUCGUUUUGUACUUCCCCGUUCCAGAACAUUGUUCAAGUGACGGUGGCGGAUGUCAUCGGAAAAUGGUGGUACACGCCCGAUGGCGACACCUCUUCCCGCGGUGCAGACUUGAAUCAUGCUUUCUUUCGAUCAGUUUUCUAUUCGGUUGGUUCGAUCUGCUUUGGAAGCUUGUUUGUUGGUCCCGUCCGCAUAUUGAGGCAAUUUUCGGUGUUUUUUCGGCCGCCCGAAGAGGUUCAUUCGCUAAUGACUCUUCACGAAUGCAUGCACUGCAUACAAUCGUGCUUGACAAAUUGUGUCGAAUCACUGGCCAGACGAUUCAGCCCUUGGUCUUUUACAUAUGUUGGACUCUAUGGCUAUGGCCUGAUUGACGCCGGGUUGCAUUCUGCAGAGCUCUUUGACAAGAGGGGAUGGACAACGAUUGUUUCGGAUGAUCUUGUUCCAAACGUUCUCCUUUUGAUGACGUUUACGAUCACUGGUCUCACAGGCGUGUUCGCACAUUUAUUACAAAGAUUCGAGAGCCUUGCACUGACAGCAAGCCAAGAGCCGCUUGUCACGCCUUUCGUGUAAGUUUGAUUUGAAUAAUGCUUUUGCAUGGGAGACGUAUGUUUGUUUGUCGAAACUCUCGUCCUGUUCGUUUCUGCGAUGAUCAACUGACUCCGUGUUUUUGAAAUCGGCAGCGUCGGAGCACUUGUUGGCCUUGUGGUUUCUAGCGUGCUCUUUGGGAUCAUAUCUAGUUCUGUGAACGCGGUGAUCGUUUUGUUCGCAACCAGUCCCGUCGACUUUGAACAAAACCACCCCGAGUUGAGCGAAGAGAUGAGAACCGCUUGGCGAGAGGUCUGGCCGGGUUGUAUGGACGUGGUGGACUUGCGGGUACAAGUCGCGGGAUUCUUGGAUCCGACCAUGACCGGAUCGAUGCGUGGGCAGCCCGUCUACAAUGCCGGAUUGAGUUCGUCGUACAGAGCUCAGGCAGAAACCCACCCCCUCCUGCGUUGAGUGCGUGCAGAAUUUGGCACUAUUGUACCUGCUCCUGAGUAUCAUCAAGCUUCAUGGCUAUGUCCCAAAAUUAUAUGGGUACAAAUUGUUGCUAAGAUACAACAACGGAAAAUAAACGAAGUCUACAGCAGAUUUGAAACGGAAUCAGUGUUCAAGGUCCUGAUUUGAAACAAGCAAUAUCGAUUGAAAAUAAUAAAAGAAAAUAGUUACA